AUGAUCAACAGCCACGCCAACAAUCCCAUUCCCUGCAAGUUUCUUCACCAUCUCCAACUCCUAUGUGGCCCCGCCUCCUUUUUUGGCAACCUGCGGUGGCUCCUCAGAAGUGGACUCCAACUACCUCCACACAUACUCACUUCGCCGACACACCAAGACGCAUACAAUGUUGUUCGAGAUCUAGGACGAGUACUACGAGCAGUCAAAGAGGGGAAGAUUGCGUGCAGCAGCGGACCGGGCCUCCCAAAGAUUGCAAGGCCUGCUGCUGGUGCUGCUGACCAGAUAUCUUCUCAGGAGGGCCCGGCCGCGUGGUUCAAACCGGCUCAAGCUCUACACCCGCUUCCAUUCGUCGCUCAUUUACCACUCCGAUCCGACCUCCGCGCCGUCCUCUGGUGCUGGAUGGCAGCCAGAUUGCGCUCGGAUUCACGCCUCCAACCGCUUCUCAAACAAGAACAACCCAGCCACAACCUUGGUGCCCGCUUCAAGGGAAUCGGCUUGCUGUGGCGAGGGAUUGUGCCUACCCCGACGGUCACCAUCCUGGACCGAGACCAUGUAGUUUAUAUUCUUGGGUACAAUAUGCUACGCUCGGCCUCAUCCAACCACCAUUUGACUCCCUUGACCGUCUCAAGGCUGCCGGGCGGAUACUCGGCAGAGGAGUCAGCUUUAGAGAGUGUCCCCUUACUCUCCCUCACUUCGAGGCCCCCAGGAAUGCCCAGGCCGUGA
Messenger RNA from Puccinia triticina, 723 nucleotides. RefSeq lists its product as uncharacterized. Lineage: Eukaryota; Fungi; Basidiomycota; Pucciniomycetes; Pucciniales; Pucciniaceae. The record is from RefSeq and is a predicted model, not a curated record. The transcript is spliced from 3 exons. The coding region runs from base 1 to 723 and encodes 240 amino acids.